GUGGUGGUUUAGAGUGUGUAUGUGUGUCCGCCAUGAGUGGUGAUCAACCCAGGUCACCGGGCGACCUGACCUAACCAGUGAGUGUGAGUGUGUGGAGAGGGAGAGAGAGAGAAGCGAGAGAGCCUUCGAGCGCUCAGGCCAACAUGGGUCAGGGAGCGCGCUCGGGCGGCUCUUCCUGGUGGGGGCAAAGGACCCCGCGAAAUUGGAGGCUACAGGUGUACACGUGUUUUCUCGUGGUGAGCGUCCUGUGUCAAUCAUGCGUUCAGUGCUGUGGGCCAGGUCGAGGGGGCGGACGAAGGAGGUCUCCUCGCAAGCUGACCCCGCUAGUGUUCAAGCAGCAUGUGCCCAACGUGUCUGAGAAUACCCUGGGGGCAUCGGGGCUCACCGAAGGACCCAUAACGAGGAGUGAUCCCAGGUUCCACGAUUUAGUGCCAAACUACAAUUCCGACAUCAUUUUCAGGGACGAGGAAGGAACAGGCGCCGAUCGUCUCAUGACGGAGAGAUGCAAGGAGAAGCUGAAUACGCUGGCAAUUAGCGUCAUGAACCAGUGGCCUGGGGUCAGAGUCAGGGUCAUCGAAGGGUGGGAGGAGGAAUUUGACCACGCGCCACACAGCCUCCACUAUGAAGGAAGAGCCGUUGACAUCACAACUUCCGACAAGGACCGGGCGAAAUACGGGAUGCUGGCUAGACUUGCGAGAGAGGCCGGCUUCGACUGGGUCUACUACGAGUCGAGAUCUCACAUCCACUGUUCCGUCAAGUCUGAAUCCUCAGCGGCGAGUAAGCUAGGAGGCUGUUUUCCGGGGAGCGGCAGCGUCAUGACACCAUCGGGACCGAGACCUGUGUCGACGCUGCAAGAGGGUGACGAAGUGCAGGUUAUGAGGACCGACGGAACACUGGCGUUCAGUCCGGUGCUUAUGUUCCUACACAGAGACGAACAGGCCUCUCGACUAUUCCUCCAGCUGAGAACUUCCAAAGGAAAGAUCCUCACUCUCACGUCCUCUCACCUCGUCUUCAUCCUGCCCAGAGAAGACGCGACGAGCAAGACCCCGAGUCUCGCGGAUGCCCUGACGUCUGGUGGGGCAGCACUUGCAGCGAGGGUCGAAGAGGGAGACUUCCUCCUGGUGAGACAGGACGGUGGCGGCGUGGCACUGGAGGAGGUCACGGAAGUCACCGAGGUCAAGGGAUCGGGGGUUUUCGCCCCCCUGACAUCCGAGGGGACAGUUGUGGUGGACGGAGUGGUUGCCUCCUGCUAUGCUGUCAUCGAUUCGCAGAGAAUAGCUCACUGGGCCUUCUUUCCCGUCAGAUUUUACAAUAACCUGAAGGAAACGAUCCUUUCUAUACUAAGGAAAGUUGGUGCUAUUACAACGCCCAUCCAAAGAAAAACAGAGGACGUGGCCUACAGUAGCAACAUCCAAAAUCUCACGCAGAACGAGGUCCUGUGGAAAGGCGGCGGCUCCUUUGAGAACAAUGAAGUGGGCCUUGAAACGAAUGUCCACAUUCAUUGGUACGCUCGCUUUUUGUACACUAUAGCAUCUAGGCUUCUUCCAGCCCAUCUAGUGUACUCGUAGUCAAGUUUCCAUCCAUCACUACACUGGAAACAAACAGCACGCAAAUUAUAAUAUAUCCCGGACGCUUCUUUCUUAAAUUUAGGCUCCUCAUAGAAAACUGGUUUUCCAACCACUUGUCUAUAUCAGGCCCCAUAAUUAAUGACUCGAUGAGCGCGAUAUCUGGCCCAGCAGAAAUAAGACUAAAAUUCCUUCUAUCAAAAAUGAAGACCAAUUUCCCGUAGAAAUGUUUCUGCAUCGGCCUGCGCCGAGCUAUCAACUGUGUUCCUGGUAACACCACCUGAUAGAGAAUCUAAAGCCUGCUGUUAGUAUGGCAGACACUAUGGAUGAUUCUAGGAUUAUCUUCAAUGUGAGGCUUUACUGAAAUAUCAGUCAUAGCCGUAUCUCCAUUUACGUGUUUCGUGUUAGAACUAAAUGAGCUUGUAAAUGGCGUACCAGUGACUAACUGUGUGAAAUAUAAUCUCAUCAAUGUGCACACUGAACGGCACACAAAAAUGUUUCGCUUUCAGAACUGGAAGAUAACAACAUCCUUGUAAAGUGACAGAUAAUCUCUCUCUCCAGCUUGUCGUUAAGUUUCAUAUGCAAAUCACCGAGAGAUGCCAUUGAUGUGAAUCCUUUACCUUUGAACCAGACAGCUUUAGGUGACUUAAUAGCAAAUUUUACUCAUUUUGCAAGCUUCUAGCCUAACUCAUGUCCAGUAAUUACUAUAACUUUCAGAAGGAUUAUCUGGAUCAAUAUAGUUAUUCAACUGACAAAGGAAGAAACGAGAUUAUAUGUGACCCUCAUUACGAAAGUGUGUUUCAAGCGUAAAGCAACUACCAAGCAAAGAGAGAGCUUGCAUGUUAUGAUAUAUUGCUACAGAGCGGUAAAUGAAAGAGUUCUGGGAGGCACAGAAAGGAUUCCAGUGUUCCCCCCCGAAUGUGCUACUGCGUUGCAAACUGAUGAUCCCUUUUUUCAAUGAAACACUUGAAAUCUCAUUAGCGUGUCCACUGAUGACUGUUGCCUAAACUUAAUAAACGUCAUGUUUGGCAUCUACGCAGGGACGAGGGAUUCAGCUACCCCAAAAACCAAGUAAUAAUAAUCAUAGCAAAGGCAGAAUUGUGAGGGAAUGCAUGUGAUAGCCAGAGUACCCAGAGGGAGCUCUAGGCCCUGAGUUUAAUUUCUGAAAUAAGGAGAAGAAAAGGAGGGGAAGCAGGAGACGUAGGAUAUCAGAGGCAGCAGAUGGCCUCUAGGAUAUCAAGGAUGUAUGUAUGAGUAUUUGUUUGUGUGUGUGUGUGUGUGUGUGUGUGUGUGUGUGUGUUUGCAGGCAUGGACGUGAGCGAACUGUAUUUCUUCAGCCAGUUUCUGAAACUAUUUACUAGACAAUGUCCACACAACUGUCCCCAUUAUCACCUUUUGUAAAAUAGAAAAAAAAAAGUCAUCAAGGAUUAGCAGCAGGAGUUACAGAUAUUAUCUGACGAAACCAGACUGAAAAACGGUAGCAACCACUCUGAACGAAUAAUGGCAAGACAUACAUUGAUGCUGUUAAAUCUAAAACUGAGAAAGGGCGGAAAACCUACCAGUUUAGCAUGUUGUUUUAAAGGAACCGCCUGAAAUAAGAUGAAAA
Molecule: messenger RNA, 3171 nt
Organism: Macrobrachium nipponense
Lineage: Eukaryota; Metazoa; Arthropoda; Malacostraca; Decapoda; Palaemonidae
Product: sonic hedgehog protein-like
Exons: 4
Coding region: 144-1568 (474 amino acids)
Biological process (GO): regulation of gene expression; multicellular organism development; smoothened signaling pathway
Molecular function (GO): patched binding; calcium ion binding
Source: RefSeq, a predicted model, not a curated record